Effrenium voratum is the source of this 1136-nucleotide messenger RNA. The record is from the annotation of a GenBank genome assembly. NCBI's taxonomy places the organism in Eukaryota, Dinophyceae, Suessiales, Symbiodiniaceae.
UCAAAGCAGCUUGAUCUCGGGAUCCGAUCCACCCGGGAUCCGAAAACCGGGCGCCGGAGGCGGCAAACAAAUGGCCUAAGAUGGCGGCGGAGUGGCUGCAUUUGGGAUCGGACAGCGGCACUGGUGAUGCCAAUGUUCCUGAAGACUUGGAGGAGGCGGUCGAGGUGGAGAAGACUUGGAUCGUCCAGCACUUGGCACCUUUGCGGGAGCAGCGCGAGAAAGCCUCCAGCUGCUCGCUGCUUCGGCCCAGCCGAUGCGAGUCUAUGCGUUCGGCGCCCAACCUGCGGUGGGGCAGUCCGGACUUGGCAUCCGGGGUCCAGCAGUAUCCGCAGAGCCUGAGGGAGGAGGGCAUGCGAGGCUUGCCGGUGCAAGACGUGCAGACCUCCCUGGCGGUGCCGCAGCUGGGCAGGUCCGUGCAGUCGGUGAUGGAGGUGGUCCGGGCGGAGCGGGCGCGGCGCUUGGCGGAAGAGGAGCACCUGGCGGCGCUGGCGAAGGCGGCGGCGGAGUCUGCGCUGAGGAAGGCAGAGCCUCAACCGCCAGCGUCGCCAGCGGCAGAGCCCGAGGUGGACAGCCCCCGCUUCCCGCCGCUGCCAAAAAGCCCACGCAAGCCUUCACUGCUGGACCACCUCCUGACGCAACAGGUGCUCAAUGAGUCUUCCCUGCGCUCGCCGGCGAACUCCAGCCCCGGCCGCACACGGCGACCUUCUGACCCCUGUGGGUUGGAAGUGGUCCGGGAGUGCCCGAGUCAGGAGUGCCCUGAGCUGCCGCGGGUGGCUGACCUGGAUGCCAAGGUGAAGCUGGACACCUUGCUGGCAAACCGCCGCGCGCAAAGGACCAGCUCCCCCUGCGCGGUCUCGGCAUACUUGCUCAAGGACCGACUUUCGCUGGGCUGCCGAAUCUCGCGCAGCGUCACCGGCGGGUACAAAGGACAAGCCGAGCCGGCGCAAGUGCGACACUGCAUUUGGUGCCGGUCUCCGCUUCCUUGCGCGGCUGUGGGUCGCGACGGCCUGGUCUUCUGCCCGAAUUGCCGCCACAGCUUCGACCCGACCCGCGCCAAGCCGAUUCUGCUGGGUGGGACCUUCUGACCAGCUGACAAGCUGUGGUUGUCAAAACCGUUUUGGGAUUCCAUUCUGUUG